Messenger RNA from Biomphalaria glabrata, 3337 nucleotides. RefSeq names its product cytosolic 5'-nucleotidase 3A-like. The record is from RefSeq and is a predicted model, not a curated record. Gene Ontology annotation, molecular function: magnesium ion binding; 5'-nucleotidase activity. The coding region runs from base 298 to 1221 and encodes 307 amino acids. Gene Ontology annotation, cellular component: cytoplasm. Lineage: Eukaryota; Metazoa; Mollusca; Gastropoda; Planorbidae. The transcript has 11 exons.
UCCACAGUCACUAGCAUUUGGCUUGUCAUUCAUGAUUCUUCAGAACGAGAUCUAGAUCUAGACUAGACUUUUAGAAUCUAAGACUCUAAUCUAAUAUAUUUAUUCUAUGUCUCGAUCUACUACAUCUAGAUCUACACUACCCUAGAUUUGGAAUAGUUGUAAAAGUCACACAGCUUGUUUCAUCAGGGGGGGAAAAGAAUGUCAGCAGUUCAAAGUUCAUAGUUGCUUUAGUCAUUAGUCAAUAAUUUGCUUCUAUCUGAUUUCCGUCCUAUUUAACUUUGUGAUAUUUCUACAAGAAUGUAUCAGUUUGAGGCACCCAGCGGAUGUAAAACAACCAAUUCACUCAUUGCUCUGGUUCCAGAACUAGGCAAUGCCAAUGUACAUAUAAAAAAUCAAAAAUUUGUAGAACAAGCCAUAAGAACAAUGAUGAAAGAUGCCCACCACAAACUUCAGGUGGUUGCAGACUUUGACUGGACACUAACCACACACUCAAAAAAUGGAAAAACUUGCAGCACGACCCACAGUGUACUGGAAGAGAGCCCAGUAAUGCCAGACUAUUUCAAAGUUGAGGCCACGAAGCUAAAAGAUCAUUACCUUCCCAUAGAAUUCGAUCACAGCCUAACUAUUGAAGAAAAAAUACCAAAGAUGAUUGAAUGGUGGACCAAAGGUCAUGAACUAUUAGUUUCCUGUAAGCUGUCCAGGGAAGCUCUGACAAACAUCGUAGCUAACUCGAAUGCUCGCUUAAGAGAUGGUUGCAAAGAUUUUUUUGAUGAGCUGCACAACCUGGACAUCCCGAUUUUGAUCUUCUCUGCUGGUAUUGGAGACAUCAUCCAUCUCGCCAUCACUCAGCAGGCAAACUUCUACCGUGAAAACAUGAAGAUUGUUUCCAAUUUUCUCAAAUUUGAUGAACAGGGUGUGAUAGUUGGCUUUGAGAAUGAGCUGAUCCAUACUUUCAACAAGAAUGAGAAUGCUAUUCACUCCAGUGAUUACUUCUUCAACAUCAGGCACAGGGAGAACCUCCUGCUGAUGGGGGACUCCAUUGGUGACCUCCGCAUGGCUGAAGGUGCUGAUCAUGUACUGUGCAUGCUGAAGAUUGGCUUUCUCAACUUCAAGGUUGCCGAGAACCUUGACCACUACAUGGACAAAUUUGACAUUGUCAUUGUUGAAGAUGAAUCAUUAAAAGUAGUCAACAGUUUGAUGAAAACUAUACUUGGUGCUUGAUUAGAGAUCAUAAUUUAUAAUUAGGUUUUAUAUUUAUAUGUCUGCCACAACAACUGCCAUUUGUUUUUAGCCCUUGACUUGUAUUGUCUCAGUUAGUAUAAAUAAUUUUUUUUGGGGUGAUAUAUUUGAUUAAUCAGAAAAUAUCAUUUAUACACUCUUUAAUGGUUUGGAAAAAAAAUUUGUGCAUAUAUAUUGCUGUGAAAUGGCUGAUGGUCUAACUAAUAAUUUUUUUUCUCCACACAAUUGUUUUUUUGUUUGUUUGUUUUUUUAGUUAGUUUAGAAAAUAAUUAACAUUUUCAGUAAAUUAAAUAAAAAAUUGAAUUUUUUUUUUUUUUAACAAUUUCUGUCCAUAGUCAACAAAUUUUUAAUAUAUAUAUUUUUUUUGUUCAGCAAGUUAAGUUGAGAAAAGUUGGCAUUAGUCUGUUUGAAUUUAUAUCAGAUAGAUGUCUAAUUUCUGUUUGCCCGGCUCUGUUGGAAGAAGUGAGCUGGAAUAAAUAGUGCUCUAGUAAAUGUGCUGGCCUCUAGAUCUCCUCAUCAACAUACUGAAACUCUAUUUUAAAAACAAUGACAUUGCUUGUGCAUCUUUGAAUAAGGAUGUAGUGGUUACCUACUAUUGUUGUAUAGUAAUGAUACUUAAAUCAUGGCCCGUGGGCCAUUUCUGGCUCCUUGUCUAUGUCUAUAGAAAUGUUUAUUUCCACCAGGCUAAAGAUGGUUGGGCAUCACAGGUGUACAUGACUAUACCGGUAUCAGAACUAGUGACUUCAUGGGUUUAGACUAUAGAAAACAUCAUUAAGAACAUAUAAUAAAGUUUAUUCCUAAAAUUUCUAACAUUGUUUUUGAGGAAUGUAAAUGUGUGAAAUUAGUCACUUUUUUUAGUGUAAUUAUAUACAAACUAAAUUCUUAUUUUUCAAUGGGCGCCUGAUAUUUAUUAUUGAUCAAGUAUGUAACAAGUUUAUUAUAAAAAAAGUUAUAUUGAUACAAUUUAAUCCUAGUGUACUAUCAAUGCCAGGGGGUAGGGUUUGCAAAAAAUACUAUGCAAAUGUGUAGCCUAGUCAGAACGUCUCCUUUAAGUUUAACAACAAUAUACCAAAUACCGGUAUUAAUAGUAGGUUAAAUGAAAAGAUGCCAAAAUCCUUUUGGUUAUAGUUGAAAGAAUCUACAAUUAGAUUCUGUCUGUUGUUGUUUUUUUUUCACGUUUCCUGACAUGAAGCAAAGAUCAAGUUUGUUUUAAACUGAAGUAUUUGUAUUUUUAUUUUUUUUUGUGGGGCUCAGAGUUUUCGACAUCAUUAUGUAACACUGAGAAGAGGGGCACAUUGAAAUGCAACCAAUUACACUCUGGCCACAUUUUAGCUUUGUGUGUGCAAUAUUUUUUGUUCAAGGGCUAGAGGCUUUAAAAGUUCUAGUCUGAUUACUUUUAUAAAUGCAAGUUAGGAGUCAGGUGGUAUAGGGUAAACCAAUCUAGUGCUAAUCAUAUGUGUAGAUAAUCUAUUAAUCUGUUCUUCUUACUUAAUAACUUGAGUCAAAUGUGGUGCUAGUGUCUCCCCUUGGCUGAAUUCAUUUAAUUUUUAGCUUUUAUUAUUUGAUUUCAAUCUACUGACACUUAUCUAAUACUCAAUGGCAUUUUACUUUGAUUUUGCUUCUUGUAAAUUCUUUGUAUAUAUUUUUUAAAUAUUUCACUAUAGUUUUUUUUUUUUUUAAUCUUUAAACAUUUUAAUGAAUAGAUUUGCAGGCUGUUAUGUAAUAUCAUUAGGCAAGUCUAAAGAAUAUACAUUUAUAUUGACAGUAAUGUCUAAAGUUGACUGUAAACACUUUGAAUGCAUAUAUUACUACAUGAAGUGAGUACUACUAAUGUACGCUGGAUAAAAACAAACUAUUGCUUGAUACAUUACUCAGUUUUAACUAGUGUAAAGAUAGUCUGCUGUUACAAGAUGUCUGGAUUUAGGAGUACUCUCAUAGUGAACGGAGAUGUUGAUUUUUAUACUAUCGCUGCCUUUGACCCUCUUUAUUUUAUCUCUUCAAACCGCUGUCCUUUUAUUUUGCACCUUUAUAAAAGUACCAUCAUUUGAAGCUGACAAUCUCAGAUGUGAAAAUUGAAAUAAAAUUACGUUUUAUACCA